AUGCCGCCUCCGACCUACCCCAAGUAUGAGGGGGGCACUCCCUCUGCCGACCACUUGUGUGUGCUUGUUCACGGGCUAUGGGGCAACCCUGAUCACAUGAGAAAUGUCGCCAAGAGCCUGCGCAACUUGUAUCCCGCGAGUGAGCUGCGUUUGUUGUUUGCAAAGCGCAACAUUGGAAGUUUCACUUAUGAUGGCAUUGAGCGCGGUGGUGAGCGCAUCUGCUCUGAGAUCGAGGAAGAGCUACGCGCUGUUGAGGAGAGUGGUGGCAAGAUUACCAAGAUUAGCAUCAUUGGAUACUCACUUGGCGGCUUAGUUUGUCGCUAUGCUGUAGGCUUGCUCUAUGCGAAAGGUAUCUUGGACAAGCUGGAAUGCAUGAACUUCACCACAUUUGCCUCACCACAUCUUGGAGUGAGAACACCACUCAAAGGCUGGCAUAAUCACGUCUGGAACGUCAUGGGCGCCCGCACCUUGUCCAUGUCCGGACGACAACUAUUCACCAUUGAUGACUUUCGAGACACUGGUCGCCCGCUGCUCUCUGUCCUGGCUGAACCUUCCUCCAUCUUCAUGCAAGGUCUCCGCAAAUUCAAGCGUCAUACACUGUACACCAACAUUAUCAACGAUAGAAGCGCUGUGCACUACACCACUGGCAUCACAAAAACUGACCCGUACCGCCAAAUAGACACCGUCAAGGUAAACUACCUCAAGGGCUACAACGGCGUCAUCCUCGAUCCCAUCAACCCCGUUCAGCCGUCCCCCAAGCUGCGUGGCCCAGCCACCAUUUCGUCCGUAACCGGCUCCGUUAUCAACUGGAUCAAGCGAAUCCCAUUCAUGGUCACCGUCGCCGUGUUCGUCCCUAUCGGUGUCCUGGCCUACCUCUGCAACUCCGUCAUCCAAAACAUCCGCAGUUCAAAAAGAAUCCGCCUGUAUGAGCAAGGCCAAGCGGGUGUUAGCAUCGACGGCUACCGUGUCCCUGUCUUCAUCAAGGAACUUCGCGAAGAAGUCGAAAACACAUACGAGGCACUCAACAGCUCCCAAAACCAAGAGUACCUAGCUACCGAGGAUGAGGAUGAUGCCGAUGCCAUGAGCGCGGAGGAUAGAAAUCUGAUACAACGCGAGAGGAGGCUCUCUACGCCAGCGCAGCCAACUCUAGCUUUGACACCGCAUCAGUUCGAGAUGAUUCGAUCAUUGGACACCUUGAAAUGGAGAAAGUAUCCCGUUUGGAUUCAUAAUCAUCGGCAUAGCCAUGCGGCUAUUAUUGUGCGCUUGGAGAAGAAGGCGUUUGAUGAGGGUUGGGUUGUUCUGAAGCACUUUGCUGAGGAGGAGUUUUUGGUGUAG
This is a messenger RNA of Pochonia chlamydosporia 170, 1335 nucleotides long. Its product is annotated as lipase/serine esterase. Gene Ontology annotation, molecular function: monoacylglycerol lipase activity. The transcript is spliced from 3 exons. Bases 1 to 1335 code for a protein of 444 amino acids. Lineage: Eukaryota; Fungi; Ascomycota; Sordariomycetes; Hypocreales; Clavicipitaceae. The record is from RefSeq and is a predicted model, not a curated record.